Radiomyces spectabilis is the source of this 6666-nucleotide messenger RNA. Its product is annotated as chitin synthase. The transcript is spliced from 4 exons. Gene Ontology annotation, cellular component: cell periphery; myosin complex; cell septum. The record is from RefSeq and is a predicted model, not a curated record. Bases 404 to 6376 code for a protein of 1990 amino acids. Gene Ontology annotation, molecular function: cytoskeletal motor activity; ATP binding; chitin synthase activity. Lineage: Eukaryota; Fungi; Mucoromycota; Mucoromycetes; Mucorales; Radiomycetaceae.
CAAAUUCUAAUUUUGGAUCCGCUCCCACAAACUAGGGGAGCGGAUUCACAAACAGCCGCAGGUGGUUCAAGGGCUCCACUCAUUUCUCUCUCUUUUUUCUGGGCUUUCCUUUGGUUGGAUCCGUCAUCCUUUUCUUUUUUCGUUUCUUAUUUCUGUUUUGCCCUUUUUUUUUCCUGUUUCUCUUUUCUUAUCUGCUCAUUCUAUCACUGUCGACUUUUAUUUAAUUGUCCAUCAUCAUUGCCGUUGCUAAAAAAGACUGGGCGAGUGUUUCUCUUUUUUCUUCUUAGUUUUUUUAUUCACCCUUUUCUUUCCCUGUUUAAUUCCUUCGACGGCCCAGUAAAACAACUGUGUGGACGCCCUUUGUGAAAGUCGACCACUUACUGAUAAACGCAAACAACGCAUCAUGCAAGACGACAGUCGCACCGAUCUGAACUGUCUUGUUGGCAUGGGGAAUGAAAUCCCCUCCGAUGAUAGUAUCAGCAACCUUUUGCAGACAAGAUAUAAACGAAAUCAACCAUAUACCCGCGUGGGCCACUCGAAUUUAAUCGUUGUCAAUCCUUAUCAGCCACUGGAAUUGCUGAACGAUGCAACACUCCAGUACUAUGCGAAUAUGGGAUACCGAAAUGUGAUCGAGCAACCAAUGGUUCUCCAGCCGCAUGUUUAUGAAUUGGCCGCGAUGGUGUAUUUUCACAUGCGACGAACCGGUGAAGAUCAAAGUGUCGUGCUAAGUGGUAUCACUGGUUCCGGUAAAAGCACUACGCAUCAGCAUUUGCUCAAUCAGCUUCUAUUGCUGUCCACCCACAGCAAGAAGGAGACCAAAUUGCAACGUCAGAUAAAGAACGCCAAUGUCAUCUUGGAAGCAUUUGGUCAUGCACGCACCGUUCAAAAUACCUCGGCCUCGAAAUUUGGGUUAUUUCAAGAAUUGCAGUUUAGCGAACGAGGUCGUAUCCUGGGAGCUAAAUGGCUUACUUAUGCCUUUGACAAGGCCCGCGUCACGACCCUGGCCAAGGAUGAACGCACGUAUCAUGUAUUCUACUCAUUGCUUGCUGGCACCAACGUCGACGAAAAAACCGCGUUGCAUAUCAAUUACCCACCUGAUCAUUUCAACUAUCUCAGUCAGUCCAAAUAUAUCUUUGGUCCUGACCGGAACGAUCAAUUGACCUUUGAUGACCUCAAGAGUGCACUCAAAGUGUGCGGAUUCAAAGCAAAGACCGUCACGCAAAUCUUUCAGUUGCUCGCUGCCAUUCUUCACUUGGGCAAUCUCCAGUUUGUAGGCAACGAGGUCGGCAACGCUACCCAGGAGGCGUGCACGGUGAAGAACUAUGAACUCUUGGAAUUGGUCUCGGCCAUGCUCGGUGUUUCGCCUCACAAACUCGAAACGUCACUCACGUACAAGUUGAGAUUGAUCCGUAAAGAGCUUUGUACCAUGUUCCUGAACCCUCAGGGUGCCGCCGAACAGCGUGACGCACUGGCACGUUCCUUAUACCACAUUCUUUUUCUCUGGCUGGUGGAAUCCAUCAACGCAAGGAUAUGUCACACAGACAAUGACCCGGCCAAUUUUAUUGGCAUUCUCGAUCAAUUCGGUUUCCAGAAUUUCAAAACCAAUUCCUUUGAAGCCUUCUGUGCCAAUUUUGCCAAUGAACGAGUUCACCAAUUUAUCAUUCAUCAACAAUUCGAUCAUAAUCGGGGCAUGAAUGCGGCCAUGGUGCGUGAUGGCAUCCAACUUCCGAAAAUUACCGGCUAUCAGGAUGCUCCGUGUCUCGAGUUACUCGUGGGAAAAGAGAAAGAGCCCCUGGAAAAGAACGUCAGUCGAUCCGCCGCUCUCGGUUUAGGCGGUAUCAUCGGGGCCAUGGAUCGCGAUUGUGCCAAAUACCAAACAGGAGCGACCGACGCCACCGAUGCCAAUUUCCUCGCCAAUCUGCAACGUCAAUACGGUUCGCAUGCCUCGUUUGCCAAAUCCGGAUUCGCAUACGCAUUUGGUAUCAAUCAUUUUGCAGGCCCCGUUCACUAUACGGUCGAUUCGUUCUUGGAGAAGAAUUUGGAUGAUUUAUCACCGGAUUUUGUCAACCUCAUGCGCGACAGCAGCAACAACAGCUUCCUAUCGUCCUUGUUCCAGAGCAGUGCCAUGGCCACCGAAUCGCAUCCCAAAGAUGAACGUACCAUCGUCAAAGCUCAACUUUCCAGCAAGCCGACGCGCGCGCCUUCCAUGCGACGCAACAACAAACGAUACAAUGCCGCGGAGAAUCAUGCCGCAAACCUUGGAUCUCAAACCCAACUGAGCGACACGGACUCGAGUCGAAAGAACAAACAUCUCAAAGACAUUGAAGACACUUAUCAGAACAUGCAAGUGACGACAGUAAUGGAUCAAUUGUACAUGACCCUUCGCGAUCUAUUUUAUACCAUGUCAGAUACCCACAUAUACAACAUCAUUCAUAUCAGACCCAACGAUACCCAGUCACCGGACGCAUUUGACGUACGACGAGUCAAAGCCCAAGUGGCCGCUUACUGUCUUCCGGACCUUACCUUGCGUUCCCAACAAGAAUAUGCCAAUUACUAUUCCUUCAACGAGUUCCUACUUCGGUACCAGCGCCUGAUUGCUUCGUUGCAAAUGGACGACAACAAGUCCGAACGUGACCAACUCAAAGCGUUGAAGAGUAUCAUGAACUGGUCCGAUCAACAAGCGUACAUUGGCCACCAAAUGGUGUGGCUCGCUUAUGAUACCUGGAAGGAGCUUGAAAACGGUUUGCGAGCAGCAGAGAAACGCGAACGGGAACUGGCCAAGCAAGAAUCGGAACCCAAGCCAGAAAUGGCCGUGCCAAUGGCCGACGAUCCCAAUGCAUUGCACGCUGCUCCUUAUCCCGAUGGUUUUGGUGGUUAUCCCACACCUGCUGGUGGCUAUCUCUAUCCGGCCGAUCAGGCGCCGCCCGGGUUUGCCAUGGGCGACACAGGCCACUCUUCCUUUUACGAUGAUAAUGCCAGUUAUGUCGAAAGUGAUGACGGUAUGAAACGCGAAAUGGACAGCAGUCAGUGGGGCGAUGAAUCUGAAUGGGGCAUGAAAGGUCUUUCCGAAGGAUUCGGACCAAAUAUGGAUAUGAGCAAGAUGGUCGAAGAUUAUCACGUACCGCAACAUGAACAGAUCGAGGAAAUGCCUAUUACCGCUGUGCGUGUGUGGUGGGUUCGUUUUGUGUGGCUCAUGACGUGGUGGAUUCCGUCGCCGUUCCUUCGAUGGUUUGGUAAAAUGAAGCGUGAAGAUGUCCAGAUGGCCUGGCGAGAAAAGGUCACACUCUGCAUCCUGAUCUUUAUCUUUUCGAGUAUUGUCAUCUUUGUUAUUGUCGGUCUGGGCGAACUCAUCUGUCCUGGAACGCGAAACAUGUAUUCGACGGCCAACGUUCAAGCCCACAGUACUCCCGACGACAUGUUCAUGAGCGUCCGUGGUGUGGUAUACGAUGUUACGAAUUUUGCUCGCAGUGGCCAUGGUACGACCGCUUUACCGGCGAACCGCGAUACCAUGGUUGAAUUGGCCGGUCUGGACGUUUCGACUACCAUUCCUCCUCCGUUGACCGUGGCGUGCGCCGGCUUGGUCUCAUCCAAUACCAUUCAUGUGAACCCCAACAUCACCAUUGUCAAGGGCACCUUUAUCCACUACUCGGGCGAUCAGAUCCAGAUUCCGACUUUGCAGAAGAUGAAAGACGAUCUGUGGUAUUGGAAUUAUUUCUUACCGGAAAUGAGCCUGUACAAAAAGGGCAAGGUCGUGAUCCCCAUCAAGCAAUUGAAGGAAGAUUUUGAAGGAUGGGGUCGUUUGGCUCUCGCUAUCAAUGGCAAGGUGUACGAUAUCAAUGACUAUAUGGCGACGGCGAGAACAUUUGACACUGGCUCCACGGCCAGUGAUUAUCACUAUUUGUCAGAAACGGUGGAAGAGAUUUUCAACAAAUUCAGUGGCACCGAUGCCACCGAGAAGUGGAAUCAGUACAAGAGUUCCAUGUCGCCCGAAGUGCAAGCCGCCAACCUGAAUUGCCUCAACAAUUUUUUCUACAUUGGCGAUGUGGAUCAACGCGAGUCUCCCCGCUGUAUAUUUACCAAUUACUUGUUGCUGGCGUUUGCCAUCAUGAUGUGCGCCGUCAUCUUUGUCAAGUUUCUGGCCGCCCUUCAAUUCGGCGGAGCCCCGACCCCGGAAGAUCAUGACAAAUUCGUCAUUUGUCAGGUUCCCUGUUACACGGAAGAUGAAGAAUCGAUCAAGAAGACCAUCGACUCGCUGACGGUGAUGAACUAUGACGAUAAGCGCAAGUUACUGUAUAUUAUUGCGGACGGCAUGAUUAUGGGUAGUGGUAACGAUCGACCCACCCCGCGCAUUGUCUUGGACGUGCUUGGCUAUGACACCAAGAACGAUCCGGAACCGUUGAUGUUCAAAUCAAUUGGUGAAGGGAGCAAACAACUGAAUUACGGCAAAGUGUACUCUGGUCUGUACGAGUGUGAAGGCCACGUGGUUCCCUAUGUUGUGGUGGUCAAAGUCGGCAAAGCCUCUGAACGUGCCAAGCCUGGCAAUCGAGGAAAACGCGAUUCGCAAAUGAUUUGUAUGAAUUUCUUGAGCAAGGUCCACUUUGACGCGGAGAUGACCCCGCUGGAACUGGAGAUGUACCAUCAAAUCAAAAAUGUCAUUGGCGUCAAUCCUUCGUUUUACGAAUAUAUUCUUAUGGUGGACUCGGAUACCGAAGUGUUACCGAACGCCUUGAACCAUAUGAUUUCCUGCAUGCUUCAUGACGGACGGAUCAUUGGUCUUUGUGGAGAAACCAAACUGGUCAAUGAAGAUCGCACUUGGACCACCAUGAUCCAGGUCUACGAGUACUACAUCUCGCAUCACCUCGCCAAAGCGUUCGAAUCCCUGUUUGGAUCCGUCACUUGUUUGCCCGGUUGUUUCUGCAUGUACCGUAUCCGUACGCCAGUGAAGAACGAACCGUUGAUCAUCUCGCCCAAGGUCAUUAGCGAUUAUUCGGAUAACCACGUUGAUACACUGCACAAGAAGAAUCUCCUGCACUUGGGCGAAGAUCGAUACCUUACCACGUUGAUGAUGAAGCAUUUUCCGCAAUACAAGAUGAAGUUCACCGCGCAUGCUCAAUGCAAGACGGUGGCUCCCGAUCGAUGGAAAGUGCUCUUGUCGCAACGUCGUCGAUGGAUCAACUCGACCAUCCACAACUUGUUUGAACUCGUCCUGCUUCCUGACUUGUGCGGUUUCUGCUGCUUAUCGAUGCGAUUCGUGGUCCUCAUUGAUCUUAUCGGUACUUUGACCCUGCCGGUGUCGGUCGUGUACCUUGGUUACUUGAUUUACGUCAUUGCUUCGGGUACGGGACCGAUUCCGAUCUUGGCUCUUUGUAUGUUGGCCGGUAUCUAUGGUUUGCAAGCGAUUUUGUUCAUUCUCAAGCGACAAUGGCAACAUAUCGGUUGGAUGAUCUUUUACAUCCUGGCCAUUCCGGUCUUCUCUUUCUUCCUGCCCAUCUACUCGUUCUGGCAUUUUGAUGACUUUUCAUGGGGUAACACACGUGUGGUUGUGGGCGAUAACAAGCAAAAGAAGAUUAUCAUGGCCGACGACGAGAAAUUCGAUGAAAAGAUGAUCCCGCUGAAGAAAUGGAGCGUGUACGAACAAGAACUGUGGGAAAUGGGUUCGAUGGGAUCUAAAGAGACCGGAGUCACUGGCCACACCUAUCGCAGUUAUCACACUCAGGGCACACGGCUCCAAGGCGGAGGAUCAGCGUUUUUCGAUAAUCGCAGCCAGUACGGUGGAAGUCAAAUUGGCCAAGGGGACUACGAUUACUAUCGCAACGGUAAUAUGACGUCUUCGACAGAGAAGCACCGUAGCACGCCAUCGGGUCACGGUCUUCGCUAUGCUGCUUCAGUGAUCACGCCCGGUUCGGAAUACGGUGGCGAUUACAUGAAUGCAUCGCCUUUACGCGGUUCACGUACCAUGUCGGUGAACAGCUUCAACCAUCCGGAUUACAUUGGUGGCUUCGGACACCCUGUGCCUGGUGGCGGUAUGAUGCCUCCGCACGAUCGAAGCAGCAUGGUAUUUGAUCGCAACAACGCCUCUGCGAAUCGAUCCAUGAUGGCUCCCAUGGCGACCGAGUAUGAAACGUUACCACGACCGAUGAGCCAGUUCUCCAUCCCCGUGUCCCAAGGCGGUCUGCAACCGAUGAUGUCGCCUGGUUUCCCAAGCGAUGAAGAAAUCCUGCUAGAAAUUCGAAACAUCCUUGCUACAGCCAACCUCAUGAGUGUCACCAAGAAACAAGUUCGCGAGCAGCUGACGGCAUUCUUUGGAUUUGACAUGACACCAAAGAAAGAAUACAUUAACACUAGCAUUGAAUACAUUCUACAGGGUCGCCUUUAGUUUUUAUUUGUCCUUAUUUUCCUUUCUGUCAUUAUGUAACACUCAAAUUCCUCAUGCAUAUCGAUUCCUUUUUUUUGUUUUUUGUUUUUGGCACGAUUGACCUUUUUUCUCCAUAUUGCAAGCUUUUCGUUUUUCUUUUCUGUAGUGGGGCCUCAUUCUAUGCGCCCUUUGACAUGUAGAUCCUUGUAGCAAGAUGAGAUUAUCUUCUCAACUUUGUCUCUCUGUCAGUUAUAAAUGUAAAAAAAUUAAAAAUGAAAGAAAUCUUUUUUUUUUCCUUGUGGAAUACUAGA